AUGGCAGUGGUACGUCGUAUUAUCUUAAACUUGCGAUUCUUGCUCUUUGACAACGGUAAAUUUCCCAUUAAAGUUGAAAUUAAGGAUGUUCUUGAAAAUAUCUACAUUUCUGUCGACUCUGCUGUGAAACUAGUCGAAGGAGUCAAAUUGAAUGCUGUAAUGUUGAGUUCGGAAAUUUCAUUAUAUAAGGGACCGCCAUGCACGGAAGGUCGUUGUGGUAAAGCACAUUGCUUUGCUAAACUCAAUGAUUAUGAAUGUCGAUGUAAACCAAAUACUUCUGUUGAGUUUUGUGAUCCAAGUUAUUAUGCUUCACAGUCGAGAAAAAUGGCUUAUUUUGAUGGAUCUACUGGAUACUCUUAUCUCAAUAAAGCUGUAUAUGGGGCAAAGAGACAACAGAAAAUCAGCUAUUCAUUUUGGUUUAAAACAGUGGCAUCUAAUGGUCUUAUAAUAUGGCAAAGCAAUAUGACAAAUGGUAAUAACGAUUAUUUGGCAAUUUUUCUAACGAAUGGAUCACUCGGUUUUGCCAUUAUGCUGGAUAAAAAAAGUUCACAGAAAGUUUUGCAGAAAAAGGUGAAUGAUGGCAAAUGGCACGCCGCUUCUUUUUUAAGAAAUGGAGAAAAAGCUGAAUUGAUAAUGUUUGCUGAAAAAGUUGUCAUUGGUCUUCCAUCUCAUAACUUUGUGGGAAAAAUGUCAGAAAUGUCAGAACAGACUCAUAUAUCAUUACUCCUUAUAUUGGAUGUUUGGGUAGCGUAG
This is a messenger RNA of Dracunculus medinensis (Guinea worm), 753 nucleotides long. Lineage: Eukaryota; Metazoa; Nematoda; Chromadorea; Rhabditida; Dracunculidae. The record is from the annotation of a GenBank genome assembly.